Malania oleifera is the source of this 14175-nucleotide messenger RNA. RefSeq lists its product as uncharacterized. The record is from RefSeq and is a predicted model, not a curated record. The coding region runs from base 267 to 13067 and encodes 4266 amino acids. NCBI's taxonomy places the organism in Eukaryota, Viridiplantae, Streptophyta, Magnoliopsida, Santalales, Ximeniaceae. The transcript is spliced from 63 exons.
GUUGCUGUCCAAUUCGCUUACCGUAUAAAUCUUCCCCUCUGAUAUUCACUUCAUUUCUUCAAACCGCCCGAUUGCACACGUUCCUCUGUGGACAGUGACAACAAACAACGAACAAACCCUAAGGAUACAGUCGUUUGAUUGAUUAGUGACAUGUUCUUGCACUCUCUUCAAUGACGAUUCCUCUGUGUCGUUCAUCGACUUGUGGAAUUGUCAGACGGUGAGCCGGUUCGAAUCGCAGGACAGCAGUACCGGUUCGAUUUGUCGCCAUGUUCGAAGCUCACGUUUUGCAUUUGCUUCGAAGAUAUUUGGGUGAAUAUGUCCAUGGACUUUCGGCUGAGGCUUUGAGAGUCAGUGUCUGGAAGGGUGAUGUUGUUCUCAAGGAUUUGAAAUUGAAGGCAGAGGCAUUAAAUUCACUUAAGCUUCCUGUCACGGUCAAGGCUGGCUUUGUUGGCACAAUAACAUUAAAGGUCCCCUGGAAAAGUCUGGGCAAAGAGCCUGUGAUUGUUCUAAUUGAUCGUGUCUUUAUUCUUGCUCAUCCUGCUCCUGAUGGAAGGACUCUCAAGGAGGAAGACAGGGAAAAAAUUUUUGAGGCCAAACUUCAACAGAUCGAGGAAGCAGAAUCAGCAACCCUUGAAGCAAUGUCAAAAUCAAAGCUAGGAAGUCCACCUUCUGGAAAUUCCUGGCUGGGUUCUUUAAUUGAUACUAUUAUUGGAAAUCUUAAGAUCUCCAUUAGCAAUGUUCAUAUCAGAUAUGAAGAUGCUGUCAGUAACCCUGGACACCCCUUUUCUGUGGGUGUUACUUUAGCGAAGCUUGCUGCUGUUACAAUGGAUGAGCAGGGGAAUGAAACCUUUGAUACCAGUGGUGCACUGGAUAAAUUGCGGAAGUCAUUGCAACUUGAGAGGCUUGCUAUGUACCAUGAUUCUAAUAGUCUACCAUGGAAAAUAGACAAGAAAUGGGAAGAUCUCAGCCCCAAGGGAUGGAUUGAGUUAUUUGAAGAUGGUAUAAAUGAACCUUCAACAGACAAUGGUGUGGUGUCUGUAUGGGCUCUGAAUCGGAACUACUUUGUGUCCCCUAUUAAUGGAGUCCUCAAAUAUCAUCGUCUCGGAAAUCAAGAAAGAGAUAAUCCUGAGAUUCCUUUUGAGAAGGUUUCUCUGGCCCUUAGUGAUGUUUCUGUAACAGUUACAGAGGCUCAAUAUUGUGACUGGAUUAAACUUUUGGAGGUUAUCUCAAGAUACAAGACACAUGUUGAUGUCUCUCAUUUAAGGCCAGUAGUGCCAGUUUCUGAGGGUCGUCGUUUAUGGUGGCGUUAUGCUGUUCUAGCUGCCCUUAAGCAGAGGAAAAUGUGCUAUCGUUUUUCCUGGGACCGAAUUCGGCAUCUUUCCGAGCUCCGUCGACGUUAUGUCCAACUGUAUGCUAGUUCAUUGCAACAGUUGCCAGAUGUUGAUAAUUCAGAAAUUAGGGAAAUUGAGAAAGAUCUUGAUUCCAAAGUAAUUCUUUUAUGGAGGUUACUUGCACAUGCCAAGGUUGAAUCUGUAAAAUCCAAGGAAGCAUCUGAACGGAAGAGACAUAGAGAGAGAAGCUGGUUUUCAUUUAGAUGGAGUGCUACCACUGAAGAUGCCUCCAUUGAGGAUGCUUCUGAAGGAUCACAAUUGGUGGAAGAACGACUGACUAAAGAAGAAUGGCAGGCGAUUAAUAAGUUACUUAGUUAUCAGCCUGAUGAGGAGUUGACUCUACAUUCUGGAAAGGAUAUGCAGAAUAUGAUCCAAUACUUGGUUAAUAUCUCUAUUGGUCAGGCUGCUGCUAGGAUCGUCAGUGAGAAUCAGACUGAGAUUGUUUGUGGCAGAUUUGAGCAACUUCAUGUGUCCACCAAGUUCAAACACCGAAGCAUCCACUGCGAAGUAUUAUUGAGAUUCUAUGGCUUAUCUGCUCCUGAAGGUUCACUGGCCCAGAGUGUCUGUAGCGAGCAGAAGGUGAAUGCAUUAGCUGCUAGUUUUGUGCAUUCACCAGUUGGGGAGAAUGUAGAUUGGAGGCUUUCAGCUACAAUUGCUCCUUGUCUUGUUACGGUUUUGAUGGAAAGUUAUAAUCGGUUUAUAGAGUUCAUGAAGAGGAGCAAUGCUGUUAGCCCAACUUUUGCAUUGGAAACUGCAACUUCUUUGCAGAUGAAGAUUGAGAAAGUGACUCGUAGAGCUCAAGAGCAAUUUCAAAUGGUACUAGAGGAGCAAAGCAGAUUUGCCCUUGACAUUGAUUUUGAUGCUCCAAAAGUUCGAGUUCCUAUAAGGAAAAGUGCAUCUUCCAAAUGUGAAAGCCAUUUCCUUUUGGAUUUUGGUCAUUUCACAUUGCACACCAAGGAAAGUCAGUCUGAUGAACAAAGGCAGAGUCUAUAUUCUCGUUUUUAUAUUUAUGGAAGAGAUCUUGCUGCCUUCUUUACGGACUGUGGUUCUGAUAGUCAAAAUUGUUCUUUGAUUGCUCCGAGCUAUGGAAGUCUACCCAUGGCAUCUUCUAUGCUAGAAGGUGCUGAUAAAUUCUAUUCUCUCAUUGACAGAUGUGGAAUGGCAGUUGUUGUUGAUCAGAUAAAGGUACCACAUCCAUGUUACCCAUCAACACGUGUCUCUGUUCAAGUGCCCAAUCUUGGUAUUCACUUUUCACCAUCAAGAUAUUACAGAAUCAUGGAAUUGCUAAACAUAGUAUAUGGUACAAUGGGAAGCAGUGAUCAGUCUGGUGUUGAAAGUUUCCAACCCCACCUUGCCCCAUGGAGGCCUGCAGAUCUUGCUACUGAGGCAAAAAUACUUGUUUGGAGGGGCAUUGGCAAUUCUGUGGCUGCGUGGCACCCUUGUUUUCUAGUGCUGUCUGGAUUAUAUCUUUAUGUUCUGGAAUCUGAAAAAUCCCAGGGCUAUCAGCGAUGCUCAAGUAUGGCUGGUAGACAAGCAUAUGAGGUUCCUCCCACCAAUAUUGGUGGUUCACAGUUUUGCAUUGCUGUCAGUACUAGGGGAAUGGAAAUUCAGAAGGCUCUUGAAUCUUCCAGUACCUUGGUUGUAGAGUUUCAGGAUGAGGAGGAGAAGGCUACAUGGUUGAAAGGACUUACACAAGCCACAUAUCGAGCUUCUGCUCCCCCAUCUGUAGACAUUCUUGGAGAAUCAAGGGAUACUGAAGCAGAGUUUGGUGAACCUCAGGCCUCAAAUUUAAAGACAGCUGACCUUGUUAUUAAUGGGGCAGUUCUGGAAACAAAGUUAUUGAUUUAUGGAAGGGGUGGAGAUAAAGUGCGUGAUGAACUUGAAGAGCUACUAAUUCUUGAGGUUCUUGCAGGUGGGGGUAAGGCGCACAUUGUUUGCUUAGAAAGUGACCUCACUGUUAAGAUGAAGCUUCACUCUUUGAGAAUCAUAGAUGAGCUUCAAGGUUCUCCAUCUGGAAAUCUGCAUUAUUUGGCCUGUUCUGUGCUGAAGGAUGACAACUUAUAUAGGUCCCCCAACAACUUAGAUGCUCAUGGAAAGGACCUAUCUACAACACUGCAAGACGAGGAUGAUAUUUUUAAGGAUGCCUUGCCAGAUUUCAUGUCUCUGCCUGAUCCAUGCAUUAACAUGGAUGCAGUUCAGUUUACAAGGAUGGGGGAUUGUAUGGAUACUGCUGGAGUUGAUUCUCCUGAAGCUUUGAUUCAUGAAAAUGAUCUGGGAAAACCAAAAGGCAUUUCCAGUGAGAUAUAUUAUGAGGCACAGGGCUUGGAUAACUCUGACUUUGUAUCAGUUUCAUUCUCAACGAGGAAUCCUGGUUCACCUGAUUACGCUGGUAUAGAUACAGAGGUGAGCAUUCGCAUGUCAAAGCUGGAAUUUUUCUGCAACAGACCCACUGUUGUAGCUUUAAUUGAUUUUGGUUUGGACAUUAGCUCUGUGAACGCUGGGGUAAGUAGUACAAAUCUGACUAAAACAGAAGAAGCUGGGCAGGAAUUUGUUAAAGGGUUACUUGGUUUUGGUAAAGGCCGUGUAGUGUUUCUUUUGAACAUGAACGUCGACAGCGUCAGUGUUUUCCUUAAUAAGGAGGAUGGUUCUCAGCUUGCGAUGUUUGUGCAGGAAAGCUUCCUGUUGGAUCUAAAGGUUCACCCAAGUUCUCUUUCCAUUGAAGGCACAUUAGGAAAUCUUAGGUUGCGUGAUAUGUCACAUGGAGUUGAUCAUUGUUGGGGUUGGCUAUGUGAUAUACGUAAUCCAGGCGUUGAAUCACUCAUCAAGUUCACAUUCAAUUCUUAUGGUGCUGAGGAUGAUGACUUUGAAGGAUACGAUUAUAGCUUGAGUGGUCGGCUCUCUGCAGUCCGCAUUGUUUUCCUCUAUAGGUUUGUUCAGGAGAUAAUGGCAUACUUCAUGGAACUUGCCACCCCGCAUUCUGAAGAAGCAAUUAGACUUGUUGAUAAAGUUGGGGACUUUGAGUGGUGGAUUCAGAAAUACGAGAUUGAUGGGGCCUCUGCUUUAAAGCUUGACCUGUCACUGGACACUCCAAUAAUCAUUGUUCCAAGGAAUUCAAUGAACAAAGAUUUCAUUCAGCUUGAUCUCGGUCAACUAAGGGUGAUGAAUGAAUUCCAUUGGCAUGGAUGUCCUGAGAAGGAUCCUUCAGCUGUUCAUCUUGAUGUUCUUCAUGCUGAGAUCUUGGGUAUCAACAUGGCUGUUGGGGUUGAUGGUUGCGUUGGUAAACCGCUGAUACGUGAAGGCCGAGGGUUUGAUGUUUAUGUGCGGCGUAGUUUGAGGGAUGUUUUCAGAAAAGUCCCAACAUUUUCUUUUGAAGUGAAGGUGGGUUUGCUGCACGGUCUAAUGUCUGAUAAAGAAUAUCAUGUUAUUUUGGAUUGUGCAUACAUGAAUUUAAAUGAAGAGCCAAAGCUUCCACCAAGUUUUCGUGGCAGUACAUCUGAUUCAAAAGACACAAUGCGGCUGCUGGUCGAUAAGGUCAAUAUGAAUAGUCAAAAUUUCCUGUCACGUACUGUUACUAUAAUGGCCGUUGAAGUCAACUAUGCUCUGCUGGAGUUGUGUAAUGGCAUUCAUGAGGAAUCACCUUUGGCACAUCUUGCUCUAGAGGGUCUAUGGGUAUAUUACCGCAUGACUUCAUUAUCUGAAGCUGAUCUCUAUGUAACCAUUCCUAAAUUUUCUAUUAUGGAUAUCCGCCCUGCUUCAAAGCCAGAAAUGCGUCUGAUGCUUGGAUCAUCUGCUGAUGCUUCCAAACAAGGUUUUACUGGAAAUAUUCCCUUCCCUUUAAAUGGAGGCCAGCAUAGGCGAACAAACUCCGACUCUGCCAUUGGCAUGGAUGUUCCAAAUUCAACUAUGCUAUUGAUGGAUUACAGAUUGCGAAUGUCAUCCCAAUCAUUUGUGGUUCGAGUUCAACAGCCUCGUGUUCUUGUUGUGCCAGAUUUCCUUCUUGCUGUUGGUGAAUUUUUUGUGCCAGCUUUGGGUACUAUAACUGGCAGGGAGGAAUCGAUGGAUCCUAAGAAUGAUCCUAUAAUUAGAAACAAGAGCAUAGUUCUCUCCGAACCUGUUUACAAACAGAGGGAAGAUGUGGUGCACCUAUCGCCACACAGACAGCUAGUGGCAGAUGGUUUGGGAGUUGAUGAAUAUACCUAUGAUGGUUGUGGAAAGACUAUCUAUUUAAGUGAAGAAACAGAUUUGAGGGGAAUCCAUUCACCAAGAUCUCGACCUAUUAUCAUCAUUGGACGUGGUAAGAGACUGCGGUUUGCAAAUGUAAAAAUUGAGAAUGGUUCACUAUUGAGGAAGUAUACAUACUUGAGUAAUGGUAGCAGCUACUCAGUCUCCUUAGAAGAUGGUGUUGAAAUAUCAUUGCUGGACAAUCCUGAUUCUGACAGUGAUAAAAAAAGUUUAGACUACAUGGAUGAAUCAUCAGACAUCUCAAAGACUUCUGCAUAUGCUCAAAGUGAUUCAAAGAUGACCAGUUUUACUUUUGAAGCCCAGGUUGUUUCUCCUGAGUUCACCUUCUAUGACAGUACAAAGUCUUUCUUAGAUGAUUCCUCACAUGGUGAAAAGCUUCUCCGUGCAAAAAUGGACCUAAGCUUCAUGUAUGCAUCAAAAGAAUGUGAUACUUGGAUUCGAGCUCUCGUAAAGGAUCUGACUGUUGAGGCUGGUUCAGGUCUUAUAAUUCUUGAUCCAGUGGAUAUUUCAGGGGGUUAUACUACUCUUAAAGAUAAAACAAAUAUAGCUCUGAUGUCAACCGAUAUAUGCAUCCAUCUAUCUUUGAGUGUUAUUUCUCUUUUACUUAACCUGCAAACUCAGGCUGCAGCAGCACUACAAUUUGGAAGUGCUAGUCCCCUGGUGCUCUGUACAAACUUUGACCGCCUUUGGGCGUCCCCAAAAGAAUAUGGGUCUUGCAUCAACCUUACCUUUUGGAGGCCUCGAGCUCCUUCAAAUUAUGUUAUAUUGGGAGAUUGUGUGACAUCAAGGACAACUCCUCCUUCACAGGCAGUUAUGGCAGUGAAUAACACAUAUGGCCGUGUUCGGAAGCCUCUCGGUUUCAAGCUUGUUGGUUUGUUCUCUGGCAUUCAAGGAUUAGAAGGUGGUGAUGGCCAUUCUGAUUGUUCUCUUUGGAUGCCAGUUGCACCCCCAGGAUACUCUGCACUGGGCUGUGUGGCACAUAUAGGAAGCCAACCACCUCCUAUUCACAUUGUAUUUUGCUUACGUUCUGAUCUUGUUACAUCCACAACAUAUUCAGAAUGCAUAUUCAGUGCCCCUUCAAAUCCUUGUUUCUUGUCUGGAUUCAGUAUCUGGCGUCUGGACAAUGCUCUUGGAUCAUUUUAUGCCCAUCCUUCAAAAGAAUGCCCUCCCAAAGAGAGUACUUGUGACUUGAGUUAUCUUCUUUUAUGGGACUCAAAUCAGCAUCAUUCUCCUGUCAAACACACUGCGUCAGAUCCAGUUAAGCAUGAAUAUGAGAGAGGGAAUAAGAGUAACCAGAGUACAAGUUCUUCUGGAUGGGACAUUGUCAGAUCAAUUUCGAGAGCGACUAAUUGUUACAUGUCAACCCCUCAUUUUGAGAGAAUUUGGUGGGACAAAGGCAGUGACAUUCGCCGACCAGUCUCAGUAUGGCGUCCUAUACCACGUCCUGGUUAUGCCAUACUUGGUGAUUGCGUAACUGAAGGCUUAGAACCACCUGCUCUGGGUGUAAUUUUCAAGACUGAUAGUCCUGAAACCUCUGCAAGGCCUUUACAAUUCACUAAAGUUGCCCACAUUGUGGGGAAAGGUCUUGAUGAGGCCUUCUUUUGGUACCCAAUUGCUCCACCUGGUUAUGCAUCUUUGGGAUGCAUAGUCUCUAGAACAAAUGAAGCUCCACACAUCAAUAUAUUUUGCUGCCCGCGGUUGGAUCUUGUUAACCAAGCCAAUAUUCUUGAGCUGCCUAUUGCAAGAUCUUCAAGUUCAAAAGCAUCAAAUUGUUGGAGCAUUUGGAAGGUUGAAAAUCAGGCUUGCACUUUCCUUGCACGUUCUGAUCUGAAAAAGCCAUCGAGUCGCUUGGCUUACACCAUGUGUGAUUAUGUGAAGCCAAAGAUGCGGGAAAAUAUAACAGCUGAGGUGAAACUGAGAUACUUCUCUCUGACUGUUUUAGACAGCUCAUGUGGGAUGAUGACUCCUCUAUUUGACACAACCAUCACCAAAAUAAAGCUUGCAACGCAUGGUCGACUAGAGGCAAUGAAUGCAGUGCUGAUAUCUUCUAUUGCUGCAUCAGCAUUCAACACACAAUUGGAAGCAUGGGAACCAUUAGUGGAGCCAUUUGAUGGAAUAUUCAAGUUUGAAACAUUUGAUAGCAAUGGAAAUCCACCAUCGAGCUUUGGAAAAAGAGUGCGCAUUGCUGCUACCAGUGUGCUUAAUCUAAAUGUUAGUGUUGCAAAUCUCGACACAUUUGCACAGACACUUGUUUCAUGGAAAAGGCAGAUUGAAAUUGAACAGAAAGUGGCAAAGCUAAAUAUGGAAUCUGUUAGUCGCAGCAGAAAUGGGGAUGGUUCCACUUUCUCUGCAUUAGAUGAAGAUGAUUUUCAAACUGUGAUGAUAGAAAAUAAACUUGGGUGUGAUAUUUAUCUGAAGAAAGGAGAGAAAAACUUGGACACUGUUGAACUGCUACAUCAUGGCGACUCUGCUUCUGCAUGGAUUCCUCCUCCAAGGUUUUCAGACAGACUAAAUAUUGCAGAUGAGUCCAGGGAAGCUCACUAUUAUGUUGCUGUGCAGAUACUUGAAGCCAAGGGUUUGCCUAUUAUUGAUGAUGGUAAUAGCCAUAACUUCUUUUGUGCUCUGCGCCUUCUUGUUGAUAGUCAAGCAACAGAUCAGCAAAAGCUUUUCCCUCAGAGUGCAAGGACAAAAUGUGUUAAACCUUCCAUUUCCAAAGUCAAUGAUUUGGAUGAAGGCAGUGUUAAGUGGAAUGAAUUUUUCAUAUUUGAAGUUCCACGGAAGGGGAUGGCUAAGCUGGAAGUGGAGGUAACGAACCUUGCAGCUAAAGCAGGAAAAGGUGAAGUGGUGGGUGCAUAUUCUUUUUCAAUUGGAUGUGGUGCAAAUACACUGAAGAAGGUAGCUUCUACCAGGAUUCUGCAUCAACCAUAUGAUGCUCAAAAUAUUGUAUCAUAUCCACUGAGGGGAAGGGGUCAACUUGCCAAUGAUGAAGACAUGCAUGACAAUAGAUGCCUCUUGGUUUCUACUAGUUAUUUUGAGAGGAAAACAUUACCAACCUUCCAAGAGAAUACUGGUUCUGUGAAUGAUGUUGAAACAGAUAUAGGUUUCUGGGUGGCACUGUGUCCAGGUGGCCCAUGGGAGAGUUUUCGGUCAAUGCUUCCAUUGUCAGUGGUUCCCAAAUCAUUAGAAGAAAAUUCAAUUGCAAUGGAAGUCAUCAUGAAGAAUGGCAAGAAGCAUGUGGUAUUCAGGGGUCUCGCAACUGUUGUAAAUGAUUCAGAUACUAAAUUGGACAUUUCUGUGUGUCAUCUGUCCAUGAUUAGUCUUGAUGCCUCUGCUGAACCUAGCAAUCACAACAUUGUGGUAGAAGAGAUUUUUGAAAAUCAACGGUAUCAUCCAUUUUCUGGCUGGGGUAGCAAGUGGCCUGGCUUUCGUGCUAAUGAUCCUGGGCGCUGGAGCACUAGGGACUUCUCAUAUUCGUCAAAGGAUUUCUUUGAACCUCCCCUUCCUCCGGGAUGGAAAUGGUCAUCAACAUGGAGCAUUGAUAAAUCAUCAUUCGUUGACGUUGAUGGCUGGGCAUAUGGACCUGACUACCAGAGCUUGAAAUGGCCUCCAACAUCUUCAAAGUCAUGUACGAAAUAUGCUUCUGAUGCUGCUCGCCGAAGACGUUGGAUUCGUACCAGGCAGCAAGUUACUGAGCGCAACAGAAAUUGCGUGAACAAUGUUUUCUCUGUAAGUCCAGGGUCUUCUGCUGUCUUGCCGUGGAGAAGUAUGUCUAGGGAUUCCGGUCAGUGUUUGCGAGUUCGUCCUUGUGUAGACUGUCCUCAGGCCCCAUACUCAUGGGGUCAUACAGUCACUGUUGGUUCCGGCAAUCCUAAUGGAAAGGACCAAUCCUUAAUUGAUCAAGGUUCACUCUCUAGGCAAAAUAAUUUGAAGCAAGAAUAUAAAAAACCCAUUUCUACAUUCAAAUUGAAUCAGCUAGAGAAGAAGGAUGUACUUGUGUAUUGUUGUCCUAGUACUGGAAGUAAGCAGUUUUGGCUCAGUGUGGGUGCAGAUGCAUCAGUUCUUCACACAGAACUAAAUUCACCGGUUUACGAUUGGAAAAUAUCUAUAAACUCUCCUCUGAAAUUGGAAAACCGACUUCCUUGUCCAGCGGAAUUCACUAUCUUGGAAAAAACUAAAGAAGGGAGUGCUGUUGAGCGAAAACAUGGUAUAAUAUCUUCACGCAACAGCGUGCAUAUAUAUUUUGCAGAUGUGCAGAAGCCUAUUUAUCUUUCAUUGUUUGUUCAAGGUGGUUGGGUUUUGGAAAAGGACCCUGUUCUUGUUCUGGAUCUUUCAUCUAAUAACCAUGUUUCAUCAUUUUGGAUGGUUCACCAGCAAAGUAAAAGGAGAUUACGUGUGAGCAUUGAACGUGACAUGGGAGGGACCAAUGCUGCCCCAAAAACCAUUAGGUUUUUUAUUCCAUAUUGGAUUGUUAAUGAUUCAUCCCUAUCUUUGGCAUAUCGAGUGGUGGAGAUUGAACCUUUGGAUACUGCUGAAACAGAUUCCCUUUCUCUCUCUAAGGCAGUUAGGUCUGCUAAAACAGCAUUUAAAAAUCCUACAAACACAAUGGACAGGAAAACUUUUAGCUCAAGAAAAAACCUUCAAGUACUUGAAGAAAUUGAGGAUACGACUCCAAUACCUAGCAUGCUUUCUCCACAGGACUAUGCAGGGUGUAGUGGGGUAAUGCUCUUUUCAUCUCGAAAUGACACAUAUCUCUCUCCACGUGUGGGCAUUUCAGUUGCUAUACGUUAUUCUGAAAAUUUCAGUCCUGGAAUAUCACUUAUUGAACUGGAAAAAAAGGAACGUGUUGAUGUCAAGGCAUUUGCUUCUGAUGGAUCUUAUUACAGACUUUCAGCAGUAAUGAAUAUGACCUCAGACAGAACAAAGGUUGUUCAUCUUCAGCCACACACUUUGUUUAUAAAUCGGAUUGGUUGCAGUCUAUGCCUGCAGCAAUGUGAUACUCAUUCAGUUGAAUGGAUUCAUCCCACUGAUCCUCCAAAACCUUUUGGAUGGCAGUCUUCCACCAAAGCUGAACUGUUGAAGUUGCAAUUGGAUGGAUACAAAUGGAGUACGCCGUUUAGUGUACAUACAGAAGGUCUGAUGUGCAUUUCAUUGAAGAAAGAUUCAGGAACAGAUCAAGUGUAUUUACGAGUAGAAGUUAGAAGUGGGGCAAAAAGCUCACGUUAUGAAGUUAUCUUCCGUCCAAUUUCAUUGUCAAGUCCUUACAGGAUUGAAAAUUGUUCUAUGUUUCUACCCAUUCGUUUUCGGCAAGUGGAUGGUGCUAUCGAUUCUUGGAGAUCUCUUCUUCCUAAUGCAGCAGCUUCGUUUUUCUGGGAAGAUCUUGGAAGGCAACGAUUGUUAGAACUCUUGAUUGAUGGGUCUGACCCAUCAAAAUCAGAGAUGUACAAUAUUGAUGAGAUUUCUGAUCACCAGCCAAUCUCUGUGGCAGGUGGACCUGCUAGAGCUAUUCGUGUAACUAUCCUAAAAGAAGAGAAAAUGAAUGUAGUUAGAAUAAGUGACUGGAUGCCAGAUAAUGAAUCCCAUGUAAUCAUGAGUAACAGGCUUCCGUCAUCUCUGUCACAGCUUCCUAGGAAUGUUUCUCAACAUCAAGAGUUACCAUCUACCUCAAAUUUUGAAUUUCAUGUUAAUGUUGAGCUUGCUGAGCUUGGAUUGUCUAUUAUUGAUCAUACACCUGAAGAGAUAUUAUAUCUGUCAGUGCAGAAUCUUCUGCUGUCCUAUUCAACUGGUUUAGGCUCUGGAAUUAGUCGAUUCAAAUUAAGAAUGAGCAGAAUUCAAGUGGAUAACCAAUUACCAUUAACUCCAAUGCCAGUUCUCUUCAGGCCCCAAAGAAUUGGAGAGGAGACUGAAUAUAUCUUGAAAUUCUCGAUGACCCUACAAUCAAAUGGGUCAUUAGAUUUGUGUGUCUAUCCAUACAUUGGUUUCCAUGGACCUGAAAAUUCAGCUUUUUUGAUAAACAUUCAUGAACCAAUCAUUUGGCGCCUUCAUGAGAUGAUCCAGCAAGCCAACCUCAAUAGAUUAUAUGAUACUCAAACAACUGCUGUUUCAGUUGAUCCAAGUAUUCAAAUUGGGGUUCUUAACAUCUCAGAAGUUCGACUCAAAGUGUCAAUGGCAAUGUCACCAACUCAACGACCAAGAGGUGUUCUUGGGUUUUGGUCAUCCUUGAUGACUGCAUUGGGGAAUACAGAAAAUAUGCCAGUCAGGAUAAAUCAAAGGUUUGUAGAAAACUUGUGCAUGCGGCAGACUGCUCUCAUUAGUUAUGCAAUAUCGAAUGUUCAGAAAGAUAUUCUCAGCCAGCCACUUCAACUGCUUUCGGGUGUUGAUAUACUGGGAAAUGCAAGCAGUGCACUUGGACAUAUGAGUAAAGGUGUAGCGGCAUUAUCAAUGGACAAGAAGUUCAUUCAAAGCCGGCAAAGACAGGAAAGCAAGGGUGUAGAGGACUUUGGCGACGUUAUUAGAGAGGGAGGUGGAGCACUGGCAAAAGGCCUAUUCAGAGGAGUUACAGGCAUCUUAACAAAGCCUCUUGAAGGUGCAAAAACUUCUGGUGUUGAGGGUUUUGUUCAGGGUGUUGGAAAAGGAAUAAUAGGUGCAGCUGCACAACCAGUGAGUGGAGUUUUGGAUCUUCUCUCAAAAACUACUGAAGGGGCCAAUGCUGUGAGAAUGAAGAUCACAUCCGCUAUAACUUCAGAAGAACAACUACUUCGCAGGAGGCUUCCUCGAGUUAUUAGUGGGGAUAAUCUGCUUCGACCUUAUGAUGAGUACAAAGCUCAGGGACAGGUUAUAUUGCAGCUAGCAGAAUCGGGCUCAUUUUUUGGCCAGGUUGAUCUUUUUAAAGUACGUGGAAAGUUUGCCUUGUCAGAUGCUUAUGAGGAUCAUUUUUUACUUCCCAAAGGAAAAAUCCUUGUGGUCACUCAUCGAAGAGUUAUUCUCUUGCAACAACCCAUCAACAUUCUUGCUCAGAAAAAGUUCAGUCCAGUUAGAGAUCCAUGUUCAGUAUUGUGGGAUGUAUUAUGGGAUACCCUUGUGACAAUGGAAUUGACUCAUGCAAAGAAAGACCACCCAAAGGGACCACCAUCACAGCUUAUUCUUUAUUUACAAACUAGGUCAAUAGACUCAAAGGAUCAAGUUCGUGUUAUUAAGUGUAGCCGAGAGUCCAAUCAGGCUCUUGAGGUAUACUCUUCAAUUGAGCGAGCAAUGAGCACUUAUAGACCAAAUCAGUCAAAGGCAUUGCUGAAACAGAAGAUGACAAAACCAUAUUCGCCAAUUGCUGAUGGUGCUGUUGCUGAAACGUCUCCAAAAGAGGGGGUUGGCAUCUUGUUGCCGCAACAGGUUCCUGCAUCAGUUCCUCUAAAAUCAACCUUUGGCAACAGCACAAAUUGAUUUAAGGAAUGAAUCGAUGUUCACAGUGACAAUUUUGUGGUUCCUGAAAAGGAGGGAUUUCUACCAGUGAGCUUGCACCAAGUGAAAGGUAAAGACAUGUUGCCUUUUUUUAGAUGUUGGUCAUUGCAUAUGCAUGAGGCUUCAUUUGGAUGAAGAAUUUUGUGAGGGAGAUGAAAAGAAAUAAAAAUAAGGAGAAAAAUUUUAUCUAUUAUAUUUUCUAUCUCAAAAAAUAAAAAUUUAUUCAAAUAUAAUUAAAAAUUAAGACGAAUCAAAAUUUAUGAAAUACAGAUUAAAAAUUUUAUUGAUCAACUCUAUAUUCUAUUUUUCUCAUAACCGAAGAAAAAAAAAAGUUACUUUAUAUUCCUCUCUUUUCCAUCAUAUUUCCAAUUUUCAAAUGGGCCUGGCUGGUUGUUCUAUAGCUUGCUUUUAAAUCCUUUCAUGCAAACUUAUUUGGUAUUCAGCUUAAUGAAACUCUGACUGAAAUGCAAAACCAAAGGGAAAGAAGAGGCAUUUUAUGAAUUUAUUGAUGUUCAAAUCAGCAAGCUAAUGAAGCGUGAACAAAAACCAGAGGAUUAACCAUCUAAAACAUUUUUUAACCAAAAGUUUCCAGGCAUAUUUUUGCAGUGAGUCCAAUGUGUAGGAUAUCUUCAAGUUUUCGUAUUGUAUUUUCUACCAAAAACGUUAUACUACCAUUCUCGUUGGCUCUCAGCUUGAAGUUGUGUGUGUGCGCGCACGUGCGCCUGUUAUUUCUCCAAUCACAUUUGAAAAUUUUAUAGCAUAUAUAUAAUCAUCCAAUUGUUCAUUUAUUUUUUGAUCAGCCCUUGAAGAAUACACAACUACAAUGGGAUUGAAGUUUCCAGAACUAGUCAAUAGAGCUUGCUGACUGUAAAUAUAGAUAUAUAUAUAUAUAUUGUAUAGUACGGGUGUAAAUAUAUAUAGUCUAGAUGGACGAAUUACUCUGGACGUGUACCAAUGUGUAUGUAAAUCUGAAUGUUCCUAGUCUGGAUAGGAGGAUUCCUGUCAGUGUGUGAUGUUCAGUGGGGCAGCUCCCAUGAAACUGGCUGCUUGUUCAUUGUUGGCGUCAAUUAAAUUGCAAUUUUGUCUCUCA